This is a messenger RNA of Bombus impatiens (common eastern bumble bee), 853 nucleotides long. RefSeq names its product sperm-associated antigen 7 homolog. The coding region runs from base 122 to 844 and encodes 240 amino acids. Gene Ontology annotation, molecular function: nucleic acid binding. NCBI's taxonomy places the organism in Eukaryota, Metazoa, Arthropoda, Insecta, Hymenoptera, Apidae. The transcript is spliced from 5 exons. The record is from RefSeq and is a predicted model, not a curated record.
CGAUAUAUCGUUGCGUCGUUGUGCAUUUGACAAAGUUACGCACGAUAACAAAGAAUAUACACAUCCCGAAAUUCUCUUCUCUCGUACGUGCAAGCUUGUCGAGUUUAUUGUAAAUAAGAUCAUGGAUUUGCUGGGAUCUAUCUUAAACUCAAUGGAUAAACCUCCUUCGAUCAGUGAUAAACAAAAAGCAUUAAUGAAAAAGCAAAAAGAGGAGUAUCAGAAGCGUCAAAAAGCAGAAGCUGAAAGAUUAAAGCUUUUUCGUGAGAAGGUAGAAGGGAAAAUUAAUAAAUUUCUUCAAGAUGACGAUGCAAAGGAAUACAAAUUUCCCCCAAUGGAUCAAAUCUAUAGGAGUAUAAUACAUGACGUUGCUGAAGUGGCAAACAUAUGGGCAUAUUCAUUUGGUGAAGAAGGCAUUGAUCGUCAUAUUGUUAUUUUUAAGAGGGAAUACGCACCAUCUGAAGAUCAGUUAAACGCAUUACGUAGAGGAGAAGAAUGGAAUGAAGAAAUAGCAAAGAGAUUAGCGGAGGAGAGAGAAAGACGAGCCAAAGAAGAGCAAGAAGCUGCUGCUAAACCUAGAAAACGAAAAGACAAUUUUGUACCAAAUAGUUAUUACAAGGAUAAGUAUCAACAUUUAAUUGGAAAGGAAGCUGCAUUAGAAGCAGCUAGGAAAACAGAAGCUAAUAGUAGUUAUGGCUGUGUUCCUAGUGAAAAUAAGAAAGAUCAAAGAAGUAUAGAGCAAACAUUAGCAGAUAUUCGAGCUAAGAAAAGAAAACUGGAAACGACUGUUAAGGAGCCAGAGAAUGUAGAUAAAAAUAUAGAUAAAAAUCCAAAUGGAACCGUAUAAUAUAUUUAA